AUGACAGACGUCGUGCCUGAAGUGGAAGAAUUCGGUCAUGAUGUACCGAUGGAUCCGACGAUGGAGCCUGAGGAUAGCGAGCACUCGGAGGAGCUGGAUAUAAGCGAAGCGCAGGACUCCGAGGGCCACGCGGAUGAUGCUGGAGAAGCUGAGGAUGACGCGGAGCAGAUUUUAAUCGAAUGCAGGCCUGCGCCUUCGACGCCGAAAUACGCUGUGGCGUCGUCGUCAAAUCCUCCUGCUCCGGUAAGUGCUAACCAUUGA
This is a messenger RNA of Cooperia oncophora, 261 nucleotides long. Lineage: Eukaryota; Metazoa; Nematoda; Chromadorea; Rhabditida; Trichostrongylidae. The record is from the annotation of a GenBank genome assembly.